UUCAUCAUUUUCAUCACAACAUUGAAAUCAUUUGAAGACAAGUAAUUUUGCAACUUUUGUUCAUUUUAAUAUCUGUUUGAUGUGCUUUACAUUUGUAUAGUUUAAACCUAAUUUAUGCACUAAAUCAACCCUUGAAACCCUACCAGUGAUUAACCAUGAAUAAAUCAUCAACUGAACUUUCCUUUGGAAUUGAUAAAUUGUUAUCCACAACAAGCAAACCAACAGCACCAAUAGUGUCAGUUAAAACAACAACAACCUCAACAGCAACCUCAAGUUCAUCCACAAAUGGAGUCAACAAAUCAAAAAUGUUUACCUGCUCGGAAUGUGGCAAAGUAUUUAAUGCCCAUUACAAUUUGACACGUCACAUGCCAGUCCAUACUGGAGCUCGACCCUUUGUUUGUAAAGUUUGUGGCAAAGGAUUUCGCCAAGCAUCGACCCUUUGCCGACACAAGAUUAUCCAUACAGCUGAAAAGCCUCAUGUUUGCCUAAUCUGUAAAAAGGCAUUUAACCGUUCAUCAACCCUGAACACUCAUGUAAGAAUCCAUUCCAACUAUAAACCCUGGAAAUGUGAAAUUUGUGGAAAAGGUUUCCAUCAAAAGGGUAACUUUAAAAAUCACGAGUUGACUCAUAAAGGUAUUAAAGCUUAUCGCUGUGAAAUCUGUAACAAGGCUUUCCAUCAGGUUUAUAAUUUGACCUUUCACAUGUACACUCAUAAAGACACCAAACCAUAUACCUGUUCCUUUUGCAGUAAAGGAUUUUGUCGCAAUUUUGACCUUAAGAAGCACAUGAGAAAGUUGCACGAUGUUUUGUCAACAAACCCGACAACCUCAUCAUCAAGCUCUACUCUGACCGGAGCAUCAACCGUCUCUGGACCGUGUAAAGGCAAGCCAUCAGGGUUACACUCGACAUCAACAAGUGUCACAACUACGGCUUCUACUUCAGUAAAAGAUGCAAAAACAAAGUUAAAUCAUUCCUCUUCAACUUCAUCGUCUCCUUCGUGCCCUUCCUUUACGGGCUCAGUUAAUACACUUUCAUCUCACCCAGUUGGUCUACCUUCACAGGUCACAUUACCUCAAGCUUCGACCGUCUCUUCAUCAACCCCAACUCAUAAUCUUAACGGUACCUUUCAACAUUCGCAUCAUCACCCUCAUCAUCCCCAUCUCACUGGACCAUUGACUUCACCCUCAUCUUCCAUGGGCUCAACUGACCCUUAUAGAAAUGCUUUCUCUCUUAUUUACCAUCAUCUUCAUCAUCUUCACCAACAUCAUGAAACAGACUCGCAACUUACUCAUCCAUCCAAUACAGUUUUCAGUGUAAACGCUUUAAUAUCAGCUGUAAGUUCACCUGAAGAGUCAAUCAACUGUGAAGAUUCACCGAUUCUUGACGUUGUCGAUGAUGAAGAGGAAGACGAGGAAGAAGAAGAUGAAGAUGAAAAUGAAGAAGAUGAAGAUGAAGAGGACGAAGAAGAGUUUGAAGAUGAUGAUGAGAGCAUGCAUGUUGAUGACAAGGUGCAGUCAAAAGAUGAAACAAUGAGAAGACGAGCAAAAUUGAAAAGACGAGUUGGUUACAGUGAAAAGACUGAACCUAGAAGACGUCGACGAAAAGUCAAAACAAAACACAAGGACGAUGAGAUAACCUCAACAUCUAACCUUUUACUGUCCUCAUCAUCCUCUUCUUCAUCAUCUUCCUCCUCUUCAUCUUCAUCCUCAUCUUCCUCUCGAUUUUCAUCCUCAUCAACCAGCAAACCUGUUGGACUGACUGUUGAGUCAAUGUUGAACAAAUCAAAUGAACCAAGUAAAGAAAAUUUGUUUCAACCUUUAAGACAUUGCAUUUAACCAAUUUAACCAGAUUCCCUUAAUCAUCCCAUCAAACCCUACACUAAAUCACCUUUUCAUCAACAAUUAGAACUUUGAGUUCAACUUUUCUCUUCAAAUCCAAUUUUGUAAUUGUUGAAUGUCUAACAAUGCUAAGUAUUUUAAAAUUCAGUGUUUCAUCUAGUCUUUUAAAUGAUCCGUUUUCAUGGUAAUGGCAAGAAAAAUCAACAGCAAAACCAUCAUUGAAUUCACUGUUAACAUUAAAAUAAAAAUAAAAGAUUCAACUGUGAAAACUGUUUGCAAUUUAAUUUCAAUGUUUGCACUGAUUUGGUCAACAAUUUAAGUUGAAGAGUUUAAUGAAAAU
Messenger RNA from Tetranychus urticae (two-spotted spider mite), 2178 nucleotides. RefSeq lists its product as uncharacterized. The record is from RefSeq and is a predicted model, not a curated record. Gene Ontology annotation, cellular component: nucleus. Gene Ontology annotation, molecular function: DNA-binding transcription factor activity, RNA polymerase II-specific; RNA polymerase II transcription regulatory region sequence-specific DNA binding. Gene Ontology annotation, biological process: regulation of transcription by RNA polymerase II; embryo development. Lineage: Eukaryota; Metazoa; Arthropoda; Arachnida; Trombidiformes; Tetranychidae.